This is a messenger RNA of Rhinocladiella mackenziei CBS 650.93, 843 nucleotides long. RefSeq lists its product as uncharacterized. The record is from RefSeq and is a predicted model, not a curated record. The transcript has a single exon. Gene Ontology annotation, cellular component: peroxisome. Gene Ontology annotation, biological process: fatty acid beta-oxidation. Bases 1 to 843 code for a protein of 280 amino acids. Gene Ontology annotation, molecular function: delta(3)-delta(2)-enoyl-CoA isomerase activity; enoyl-CoA hydratase activity. Lineage: Eukaryota; Fungi; Ascomycota; Eurotiomycetes; Chaetothyriales; Herpotrichiellaceae.
AUGCCGCCCGUUCCACCACUCUUUGUCCUCCAGAUCCCCCCAUCAACAGUCACCUCGCCUGCUCAGAGUCAACAAGGAAAUUUCAUUUGUACACAGGCUGCCCCUCAAGUCUAUCUUCUCUCCUUCUCGAGUCCUCCAGACAAUCGUCUCACUCCUGCGUUCAAUCAAACAUUUCUGCUGGCUCUCGACAUCAUCGAGCACCGCCUACCCCGUGGGGUCGUCGUCACCACAUCAUCUCUCACCAAAUUCUAUUCCAAUGGCCUCGACUAUGAGAACGCCAUCCGAGAUCCAACAUUUUUACAGAACAGUCUGUAUCCUUUGUGGAGACGCCUCAUAACCUACCCUAUGCCUACAGUGGCAUUGGUGAACGGUCACGCCUUCGCAGGCGGUUUGAUGACGGCCAUGAUGCAUGAUUACCGGAUCAUGAACCCCCACAAGGGCUUCUUGUGUCUGAAUGAAUUGGAUUUUGGCGCCCCUCUUCAACCGGCAAUGGCAUCCGUCUUCCGUGUCAAAUUGAAUAUGACGACGUUCAGGAAUAUGGUCUUGGAGAGCAAGAGAUUUUCAGCCCUCGAAGCGUUGAAAGAGGGCAUCAUUGACGGUGUUGGCGGUGUCGAUGAGACGCUUAACUUCAUCAAAGAGAUGAAGCUGACUCAAAAGGCCCAAGGGAGAUCAUACGGGCUGAUCAAAGAGGAGCUAUAUCGCGAGGUGGUUAAAGAUCUCGAUGAGGGUGCCGCCACACCAAGAAUCGGGGCAGCCCGAGAUGUUGACAGAAAUCGGAGGGAGUUGGAGGCGAAGAAGAGAGUAGAUGAGUAUCAAUCUGUGAUACAGAAAGCAAAGCUGUGA